AUGGCUGGUGAACUUGUUGGUGGAGCUUUCCUUUCUGGCUUCAUUAACGUUGUCUUUGACAGGCUCCUUACAACUGAUGCUGUCAACUUGGUCUUGGGCAAGAAACUUGGCCCUGACUUGGUUCAAAGGCUGAAGACUGCUCUGUUGGGUGCUGAAGCUCUUGUUGCUGAUGCUGAGAUGAAGCAGUUCGGUAAGCCAUUGGUGAGGAAGUGGCUCGAUAGUCUCCGGGAUGCUGUUUACUGUGCUGAGGACUUGCUGGAUGCUGUCCUCCUCAAAGCCACCACUCAAAAGAAUGCAAGUUCAUUAUCCCUUAGCUUCUUCAUCAACCGAGAUAGGGAGAUGGUAGACAAGAUGGAAGUGGUGGUUAGAAGAAUUGAGGAUCUUGGAAAACAAAAAGAUUUCCUUGGUCUUGAAAAGAUUCCCACUGGUAGCUCCUCAUGGAGGACUCCGUCCACUUCUCUUGUGAGAGGGAAUGUUUAUGGCAGGGAGGAUGAUGAGAAGGCGUUAGUCCAGAUGCUGAAUGACAAAAAUGAGCAUCACUUGUCUGUGAUUGCUAUUGUUGGCAUAGGUGGGGUUGGUAAAACAACUUUAGCCCAAUGGCUGUACAACAAUGCAGAGUUGAUGGAGGGAUUUGAUCUGAAAGCAUGGGUUUGCGUUUCGGAGAAGUUUGAAGUUGUUGAGACUACAAGGAAUGUCAUAAAGCAGAUCCAUGGAGGUACUUGUAGUCUUGAUGAUUUCAAUUCACUUCACAAUGCUUUGAAAGAAGAAUUGUCCAAUAAGAAGUUCUUUAUUGUUCUGGAUGAUGUUUGGAGUGAUGAUGGUGACAAAUGGAGUAAUUUUAUGACCCCUUUCCAACAAAAUGGGAACAAGGGAAGUAUUGUUCUUCUCACUACUCUUGCAGAAAAUGCAUCUUUUCCACAGUCAAAUGGGAGAGCAGCACUUGAAGAAAUAGGAAGAAAGAUUGUCAAGAAGUGUGAUGGCUUGCCGUUAGCUGCAGAAACACUUGGUCGCUUGUUACGUACUAAGCAUGAUGUUGAGGAAUGGAACAAGAUACUAUUGAGUGAUAUUUGGGAAUUUUCGGUGGAGAAGAGUAAGAUUAUUCCAGCAUUACUGAUAAGUUACUUCCAUCUUUCUCCAUAUUUAAAGCGUUGUUUUGUUUAUUGUGCUUUAUUUCCCAAGGAUUAUGAAUUUGAGAAAGAUAAAUUAAUCCUUAUGUGGAUAGCAGAAGAUCUUUUACCAACACCAAAGAGAGGAGAGAGUUUAGAAGAAGUUGGUUGUGAGUUUUUUGAUGAACUUACUUCCAGAUUAUUUUUCACAGAGAUUCAAGAUGAUGACGAUCAUUAUUUUGUGAUGCAUGAUCUGUUGCAUGAUUUAGCAAUAUUCCUUGCUGGAGAUUUCUAUUGCAACUCAGAAGAACUUGGUAAAGAGGAGGAGAUAAGGAUUCAGACUCGGCAUUUGUGUGUAGAUUUACGUCGUUGUAGCUCAAAACUUUAUAAUUCUAUUUCUAAAGUAGAAUCUUUGAGAACAUUAUUAUUGUUUGGCCGUUUCUCAUCUCCCAACAGCAACAUUGAAGCGGCAACAUGUGAGAUAUUAUCAAAGUGUAAAUACUUUAGAGUUUUAUCCUUUUAUAAACUUGAUGUGUUGCGUAAUUCAAUAGGAGAAUUGAUCCAUCUGCGCUACUUGGAUCUCUCUUGGACUGAUAUAAAGACAUUACCCGAGUCUUUGUGCAACUUGUGUAAUUUGCAAACAUUGAAGUUGUAUUAUUGUUCUAAGCUAACUAGGCUGCCUAAUGGUUUGCAUAAUCUUGUGAGUUUGCAGCAUCUUGAUGUUAGAAAAACCUCUUUGGAAGAAAUGCCUGGAAAAAUGAGUAAAUUGAAUCAGUUGCACGUUUUAAGUUCCUUUGUCGUUGGCAAGCACGAAGACAAUGGAACCCAGGAGUUAGGAGGGCUGGUAAAUCUUCAUGGAUCCCUUGAGAUUAAGAAGUUGGAGAAUAUUGUUGGUGUGAAAGAAGCAAAGCGGGCAAAGAUAAUGGAUAAGAAGCACAUUGAUGCAUUAUGUUUGGAAUGGUCUUCAAGUGAUGAUUUGGUUUCAAGUACACAAAAAGAAAGAGACAUCCUUGAUAACUUGCAAGCGCAGAAUGGGUUGAAAGAGUUGAAAAUCAAGGGAUACAAGGGUACAAUAUUUCCAGAUUGGUUGGGGAACUGUUCCUACCAAAACAUGACACGUGUAUCUCUAAAAUCUUGCAAGAAUUGCUGCAUGCUGCCUUCACUUGGACAGCUGCCAUCUCUCAAGUCCCUGCGCAUUCGAGGUUUCGAUCAGCUGAGGAGUAUUGGCUACGAGUUUUACAAGAAUGAAGGAGCUCAUAAUUCUUUGCAUAUUGCACCAUUUCCCUCACUCGAGUGUUUGGAGUUUGAUAACAUGCCAUUUUGGGAGGUGUGGCAUGUAUCUGAGUCGGAAACUUUUCCUCAACUUAGGAAGCUCGAUAUAACAAAUUGCCCAAUGUUAAAUGAAGAGAUGCGUAAUCAGGUAUUUUUCAGAAUAGUUUCUUCUUUGUCGGAUGUUUCCAAAGUUCGCAAACUACGUAUAAGCGACGACUUUACCGAGGCCAUGUUUGUUGAUGGGGAUACUUUAAGAAUUAGGGGACGUGAAUCUCUGAUGGACUCUGCAUUGAUGACAAUGAUCAGCAUCAACCAUCUACGUUGCCUCCAAGAAAUACACAUCUUGAACUGUAGAGAUCUGAAAUUCCCGGAACAACAGCAGCAGAAGUAUGAUUUGGUAGAGCUACUAAUAGACAGCUGUGAUUCACUGACCUCCUUGUCGUUGGAUGUCUUUCCCAUUCUCAAGAAUCUCCAGAUAUCAUGGUGUAUGAAUCUGGAAUCAGUGUCAAUGUCAGAGGCACCACACGCUGCUCUUCAACGUCUCUCCAUUGCUUUCUGCGACAACUUAGUGUCAUUUGCAGGAGAAGGACUGGCUGCACCCAACCUAACUAAUCUAAGCCUCAUGGAAUGCGUGAAAUUGGAGGCAUUACCACGUGACAUGAAGAGUCUACUCCCAAGUUUACAUUCUCUCGAGAUAUAUGGUUGCCCAAAAAUUUGCAGGAUGCCAGAGGGUGGUUUGCCGCCUAACUUGAAAUCACUUGCUGUGGGAUUUUGCGAGCAACAAACGAGGGAUCUAUCAUGGAUAGGCAACUUGGACGCCCUCACUCAUCUCACCAUUUCUGGUUUUGGGUGUGAGAGCAUAAUAAAGUCAUACCCAGAGAUGGGUUCGCUGCCUCACCUUCCCUCCCUUACCACUCUUGAGAUAUGGGAGUUUAGGGAGCUGGAGACAUUGGAGUGCAACGAGCUUCUCCGCCUCAACUCCCUUCAACAAUUGCACAUUGUGUACUGCGAGAAGCUGGAGAAUAUGGAAGGAGAAAAGCUGCCUCCGUCUCUCUUGCUACUUCAACUUACAACAUGUGGUUUGCUGGAAGAACACUGCAAGAACAAGCAUCAACUGAUCUGGCCCAAAAUUUCCCACAUCCCCACCAUUAAAUUCGUCUGA
Molecule: messenger RNA, 3540 nt
Organism: Arachis stenosperma
Lineage: Eukaryota; Viridiplantae; Streptophyta; Magnoliopsida; Fabales; Fabaceae
Product: putative disease resistance protein At3g14460
Exons: 2
Coding region: 1-3540 (1179 amino acids)
Biological process (GO): defense response to other organism
Molecular function (GO): ADP binding
Source: RefSeq, a predicted model, not a curated record